Molecule: messenger RNA, 2790 nt
Organism: Ipomoea triloba (trilobed morning glory)
Lineage: Eukaryota; Viridiplantae; Streptophyta; Magnoliopsida; Solanales; Convolvulaceae
Exons: 4
Coding region: 145-2388 (747 amino acids)
Source: RefSeq, a predicted model, not a curated record
AGAAAAUCUCUGUCGUAGCCCUGUCUCGUCUCGUCUCUUCUCUUCUCUUCUCUUCUCUUCUCUUCCAUCAACCCCAAUCUCUAUCUCUCUCUCUCUCUCCAUGGCAGCAGACCACCAGCUUAAGGAAGCAUUGUAUUGCAGAAGAUGGGAAAGAAUUUGCAGCAGCAAGAAUCCGCAAUGUCUCUGGAUAAUCCUCCACCAGGAUGCAUGUGGGGAAUACUUCAUCACUUCCACCGCACUAAAUGGCUUAAUGUCAAGAAACGUUUGCCUCACAAAAGGUUUAAAGAAACAGCUUCAAGUGGACGUGAAAUGCAAGCAAAAACAGAUUCUAAAACAGAGAAUAAUUCUGCUGCACUGAAAGCUGGGGAGUCUGGUUCGGUUUCUAAGUCGAUGAGGUCUCGAUUGAAAGCUUUAAUCGUGGACGAAGUGUACAAAAUAAGGGGCCAACACCAUCGAACCUCAUCGUGCCCAUCACCGACACCACUAACCCGAACAACUUCCAUCCAUCGUCUCGACCCUUCGAGUGUACGUCUUCCUGAUGAUAUUUCUUUAGCUGACAAAACUCCUAAGCAUAAUGACAAAACUAGUAGUAGUGGCCAUUGUUCUUCCACUAGCUUAUUCGACCCCCUCGUGCCAAGGAUAGGCGACGAGGAUCGUGCUAUGGCCAAGCCAGAGCCAAAGCGAUUCCCGGGCUCUCUUGAUCAAGUAGACAUGAAAAGGCAGGUAUUCCUGAAAUUCUUUCAUGCCCGGAGUUCAUCGUUUGAGCAUCAAUUGCAUAGCAGCCAGGCCUUGUCGAAAAAGCCAGUAGGACUAACCAAGUCUGUCUCGUUCCCUUCUGCUGGCUCGUUGCUAAGAGAGGCGUUUAUAGCUCAAGAAAUCGAGGUUUAUGCAAAAGCAGAAGACGAGUUGCAGGCUGAAAGGCCUGCUGCAGCCACACCCGAGCUGUGCAGGGAAGGUAGUGUUACGAAACGCCUUUUGACAAAUCCCGAGCUCUUCGACAAUGUCCCUCCAGAUGGGGAGCAUAAGAACAAGCAUGAUAGUAAACAUGGUAAAAAAAGUUUCAAGAACCUAAGGGAUAAAAUAAGGUAUGCACUAAGGGAGAGCAAAAAGGAGAAGCAUCGGAUUGUGAUGGAUGCAGUUCUUGAUAAAGUCCCCCAUGGCCAAAAGACAUCCAAGGAUGGUACAGAAGCAAAUGAUAAACAACACGAAGAGUUGGACACGAAAUACAGAAGGUCCAUCCCGAGGACUUCCAGUGGUACUUCUCCAUUUGGAAGGACUGAUGGGCAUUACAUGAAACGAACUGUGUCUUGCAAUGACUUUGCAGACCGCUACAAUCGGUUGCUUGAGUCGUGUUUCAAACAAAAAGUAAAACACCAUACCUCCGAGAGGCAGAGCUAUGGAGCAUUAGGAACAGCUUCCUCUUCUAGUCCUGGGCCCAAAACCCUCGAAAGGAUUCUUUCAUUGCCUGAUCUGAGGUGUUAUGGUUCAAACGAGUGUCUAUAUGCUAGUUCUUCUAACACACCGUUCAGAAAUAUGUCCGGUGAGCAAAAGCAUCUGGACACCCUUGUAGCUUCAGAAAAUCUCCAUCAAUCAGAGGAUAAUUCUGGUGAAAUCCCCCGGGAAAACUUUCAAACUGAUGGUGAUACUUAUGAUGACUUUAGUGGCUUACAAACUCACAACAUCAAGUGCACUUCAUCUUCUGAUCCUGAAAUAGAUCUCCAGCACACAACAGAACCAGCAGAGUUCUCUAAGAAUGAAGGAGAUUCAUUUGCUGACCAAGAAAACAUACCAAAGACAGAAAAUAUAAGCACAGCAGAAGAUUCAGUAAACGAUGAGAAGGGGUUGGAGGACAUGUUUAUGCGUAUUCAGGUUGAUGACAGCAACAAGGCUGCGUUUGAUUAUGUAAAAUGUGUACUAGAAGUAUCGGGACUAUGCAGUGGUGAGUUCCUAGAGAAAUGGCAUUCAGCUGAAAUGCCAUUAAACCCUUUGGUGUUUGAUGAAGUGGAGCAGAUAGUGGCGCAAUCAGACUGUACUGGAAGUGAAGAUGAUGGCGUCUACGAUCAUCUUGUUCUGUUUAGUUCAGUGAAUGAGGCCUUGCUAGAAAUAUACGAGAAGUCAUAUCUGUACUGGCCAAAGGCACUGACAUGCCGGUCUUGUAUCAAACGAAUGCCGGUAGGUUAUGGGAUUGUAGAGGAUGUGUGGGGCGAUAUCAGGCGGUUACUGCGCCAGAGCAAUUCACUUGAUGAUCCGGUGAGCUGGGAUUUGGCUAGAGGGGAUAACUGGAUGAACCUUCAGUUUGAAGCAGAGUGUGUUGGACUUGAGCUGGAAGACCUGAUAUUAGAUGAUCUUUUGGAUGAGCUGCUUUAUGAUGACCUGCUUUCAUAUUGAGUUCCUCAUCAGAUUCCUUCCAUACUGCAUGCAUGUACAUAAAAUAGGAGGAUAUAUUUCACUCCCCUGGUUGGAAGCUCAUAUGGGGUCAGUGGCCCGUUUUGACAGCUUUAGUUGGAAUUGGAAGCUCAUAUGGGGUCAGACCUGUCCGUUUUGACAGCUUUAGUUGGAAUUGGUGUCUUCAUUCUUAAGUUACAUGAAUAUAACUACUCACGUUUAGGAAAGAACUAUUACUAGGAAUAUAUUCACAGUUUCACACAAGUCAAUUAGGCAAAACUUGUGUUGUUUUGUAGGGGUGAGACCUAUGUUCAUACAACUUAAUGACAGCGACUUAAUUGUGGGUUUCUAUUUUACCAUGUUAGCAAUAUUCCAGACAAUUGUUGGGUUAGUCAGUAUUACAGU